GAGCUUGUGGAUGCGCCUUGCUCGAGAGUUGGACAUAUCUACAGAGGCCCACGAAAUUCAAAGCCUAGCCCCCGAAAUGGGGAUUAUCUACAUAAAAACUACAAACGUGUGGCAGAGGUCUGGAUGGACGAGUACAAAGCAUACCUAUAUGAACACGGACAGGGAGUGUAUGAGGGCAUUGAUCCUGGUGAUUUAACCAAGCAGAAAGCUAUUCGCGAAAAAUUAAACUGUAAAUCUUUUAAAUGGUUUAUGGAGAACGUAGCAUUUGACCUGACUAAGAAGUAUCCGCCAGUAGAGCCAUCUGACUACGCGUAUGGUGCCAUACAAAGCGAGGGAGAGCCGACACUCUGUAUUGACACGUUAGGCAAACCAAGACAUUCAAAAAUUGGACUUUAUCCUUGUGCACCUAAUCUUAAACAGCCACAAAGAAAUCAAAAUUGGGCUUUAAGCUGGCAUAAAGACUUGCGAUUACGUCGCAAAAUGGAUUGCUUAGACGUACAACAACAGCCACCGAAUGCACCUGUAUGGCUGUGGGAUUGCCACGGUCAGGGUGGAAAUCAAUUCUGGUUUUAUGACCGCCAUAAGAAAUGGCUCGUGGCGGGGAAAGACAGUAGUCGUUGCUUGGAAGCUCAGCCAAGCAAGAGAACUAUUUACGUUAACCGAUGCGAUUCGGAAAACCCUUAUAUGAAAUGGAACUUUGGUAACGUCAAUAAUACUGCAUUGGACAUGUUUUCUCAACAGGAACCAAAAAACUUGUAGUCUGAAAAUAAGUCUUAUCUUGCCAUUUUGGAGCCUAAUAUGUAUAAGAAAUACCUUAAAGCUACUUUGAAAUAAAAUUUCCUGCUGUAAAUCAGUCAUAGUGUAAGUUAAAAAAGUUGAUAUGAAUAUUUUACAGUUGCAUAUCUACUCAUUUAUGUGUAAAUAUAAAAAUCUAAUCUAAUUAAUCUCUUACUUAGCCAAUAUUAUAAUACCAACUGUAUAAAAUACGGGUUAGAACUUAAAAAUAAGUACUUAUGAACAUAUAUGAGGCAAUUCACAUCAAAUGUCCCAAGCGCGCUAAGCGGUGCAAAACCAGCUACUUUUCGACUAGCAGGGAAGCAGGCAAAAAAUGGGAAAAAUAAUUCAAAAACUAAGAUUUCUAUAGAUUUUUGUAAGGGCUAUACGAUGGUUCCCAAUUUCAUGGUGAAAAUUCUGAACGAAAAUUUGUUUGUAAUUUUUCUCAGUUAUGGUCAUUUUUAAUAUUGUUUUAGGUUAUUGCAAUCGAAAGAUAGGUCUUUUUUUACCUUCCUUUUAUUAGCUCGGGAUGUAACUAUGUAAUAUUGAUGCGCCUAAAAGAUGCAACGAUUUCUAUUCUCAAGUUACAUACCUGAUGACAGUACGAAUGGCAAUUAUAGCAGGGAGGUUUUAGUUUUUUUAACUAUAUUUUUUUAUUUACAUAGAAAUCAUUAAUAAAAAAGGGACUUUUUGCUAAACGUGCGGGUCAUAAUAAUGUUGUUAUAACUUUGCAACUACUUGAUGUUUAAUUCUGAAACUUUUGCAUAAACUUCCCUAGAUAGUUAUUUAUGAUACUUUGAAAAAAAACCAUCCUCUCAAUUCUCAUAAAAAAGUAUAAAAACCCGUAGUCUUGUGUGUACUGAGUAUUUAGAAGUGAUGUUAAACUUAAAUUCUUUGGAAUAAUUUGUAGUUUAUUGUGUGAAAAUUUCUAAUCGAUCGAUACACAAAUGAGAUAUAGCGGGUUUAAAUGACAAUUUCGUUAAAAUUUGCUAUCACAGAUUGAUGUGUAAAUUCGCGCAAGCAAGCGGAGCCGAAAUGACGCGAGGCAACGCCGCCAACUUGUAUAGCGCGUUGUAAAACGCUUUUCGAAUUAUUUUUCUCGGUUUUUGUCUGCUUUCCAGCUAUUCGAAAAGCAGCUUGUUUUGCACCGCUUAGCGCGCUUGGCACAUUUGACGUGAAUCGCCCCAUAUAUAUAGAUAGCUUGGAAAGUUUGAAAAAUCUUCUUUCCAAGAUUCUUUGUGGACCUUUAGUAUUUAUGUAUGCCUGAGGUGUCAUAAGAACGCACAAUACUUUUUAAAUUUUGACAAUAUAAAAAUACAUUUAUGUAAAUACUUAAA
Messenger RNA from Rhagoletis pomonella (apple maggot), 2111 nucleotides. RefSeq names its product N-acetylgalactosaminyltransferase 6-like. The record is from RefSeq and is a predicted model, not a curated record. Lineage: Eukaryota; Metazoa; Arthropoda; Insecta; Diptera; Tephritidae. The transcript is spliced from 3 exons. Bases 124 to 759 code for a protein of 211 amino acids. Gene Ontology annotation, cellular component: Golgi apparatus.